Messenger RNA from Baudoinia panamericana UAMH 10762, 3498 nucleotides. Its product is annotated as glycosyltransferase family 2 protein. The transcript is spliced from 2 exons. Bases 1 to 3498 code for a protein of 1165 amino acids. Gene Ontology annotation, molecular function: chitin synthase activity. NCBI's taxonomy places the organism in Eukaryota, Fungi, Ascomycota, Dothideomycetes, Mycosphaerellales, Teratosphaeriaceae. Gene Ontology annotation, cellular component: cell septum; cell periphery. The record is from RefSeq and is a predicted model, not a curated record.
AUGCUUGAGUUUGGAAGCCCGACGCAUAGAUUGCCUGGUGGAGAGAUACCGCGCAAGAAGAGUCUCAUCCGUCCAGAGCGUAGACGUGUCGAUCCGGAAGCACCAGACUACUAUUACCGCCAGAAAGCUCAGAACAUGAACGUCAUGCCAUCUGCGACUGGCAGAGAUCCACAGUUAGAGGCAGACGAGGCGACGUUGAACUCGGAAUCUACGGGACUAAAGAAAGAUGUCUCUCCGCCGCAGAGGGAGAAGCGCACGAGAGGUGAUACUGAAGCGACGAGAACUACAAAUAAAAGACGGCCAAACAAGCUCACGAGGAACCCUACGAUGGAAGAUCGGGAGCAUGAGGCAAAGGAGAGACAGCGGCAGAAGAUCAAGGAAGCAUCCGGCACGCCUAGUCUCUGGGGUGCCUACUGCUACCUUGUGACCUUCUGGUGCCCCAAUAUAUUCCUGAGCUGGGCUGGCAAGAAGCAGAAGCAGCAACAACGAGCAUGGCGUGAGAAGAUGGGCUUGAUCAGCAUCAUCCUCCUCAUCAUGCUGUUCGUCGGCUUCUUAACAUUCGGCUUUACAGAAACGGUAUGUCCAGCUGGUGGACCAACGCGGUUACACGUCAACCAAGUCGGGGACGGUUACAUGAUCUUCCAUGGACAAGCGUACGACCUUACACAAUCGAAGCAUCCGCUGGCGAGAGGCAUCUCUGAGAACGGUAACGUCCUCUGGGAUAUGGAUGAGCCGCAUGGUGGGCAGGAUGGCAGUUUCUUGUUCCAGAAUGUCAACGGCGCCUGCAAAGGAUUGAUCACGCUCGCCGAAGGCUCGGAUGUACCUACAGACGGCGACGGCAAUUUGGCCUGGUAUUUCCCAUGCAACACAUUCAACCAGGAUGGCUCGACCAAGCCAAACUUGACGAGCCCGUACUAUUUCGGCUACGCCUGUCACACGUCAACCCCGGCUCGAAAUGACUUCUACAGCAAGAGGUUCCAAUCCUACUCCGACGUCUACUUCACCUGGAACGACGUAAAGAAUGCCAGCCGAAGUCUUAUAGUCUAUUCUGGCGAUGUACUGGACCUGGACCUUUUGGAAUGGUUCAACAAGACUCAAGUGGCGUACCCGAGCGCCUUCGACGAUAUCCGCACUAACUCUGCCGUGAGAGGGAUGGAUGUUACAUUAGCGUUCGCCAAUGCCCAGAACAAGCAGAUUGCUCAGUGUUUCCAGGAGAUCAUCAAAGUCGGCUCCAUCGACACCCUGAGCGUUGGCUGCAUUGCCUCCAAGGUCGUGCUUUACGUGUCGCUCAUCUUCAUUCUAUCCAUCGUCGUCAUCAAGUUCCUGCUCGCUAUUGUGUUCCAGUGGUUCUUGUCUCGGAAGUUUGCCGCGGCCACGACUAGCAUGACCGGUAGCAAGAAGGCUCGGCAGGAAAUGAUCGAAGACUGGACGGACGACAUCUACCGACCGCCGCCAAAGAUGACCGAUCCGGCUUCGAACAGCGGAAGCGACAGGCCGAGCAAGCGAAGCAGCUUCCUUCCGCAGACCUCGCGGUUUACCAGCCCGUAUGCGAUUGAGCGGAGCAUGGCGAAGAACCGACCGCCGCCGACAACCAUGGCGAGUCAGCAGUCUACUGCGAGGUUGUUGCCAGGCUCCGGCUUGAUGCAUUCCGAUCGAUCUGACACUACGCUGCCGGCGUACAGCGACAGCAGUCCUGUGCGGUCCAGGUCUCAACAAGUAAGCUCUACGCAACGCUACAACAGUGUCAUCGAUACGGAUAUGAGCGGACCGCAAGGCUUCAUUCAUGAGUCUGUGAUACCACAACCGCCGGCCGAAUGGCAGCCAUUCGGCUAUCCCCUCGCUCACGCCAUCUGCUUGGUUACCGCUUAUUCCGAAGGUGCAGAAGGCAUCCGCACAACGCUCGACUCUAUCGCUAUGACGGAUUAUCCCAACAGCCACAAGACCAUCCUCGUGGUUUGCGACGGUCUCAUCAAGGGCAAAGGCGAGAGCAUGUCCACCCCGGAUAUUUGCCUGAGCAUGAUGCGAGACCACGCGGUCGUGCCCGAGGAUGUCCAGCCCUUCUCUUAUGUCGCGGUUGCGUCGGGUAGUAAGCGCCACAAUAUGGCCAAGGUGUAUUCGGGCUUCUACGACUAUGGCCGCGACAGUAUCAUCCCCCGCGCGAAGCAACAGCGCGUUCCCAUGCUGCUGGUCGUCAAGUGUGGCACGCCUGCCGAAGCCGGUACAGCCAAGCCAGGCAACCGCGGCAAGCGCGACUCUCAGAUCAUCCUCAUGUCCUUCCUGCAAAAGGUCAUGUUCGAUGAGCGUAUGACGGAGCUCGAGUAUGAGAUGUUCAACGGUAUCUGGAAGAUCACAGGCAUCAGUCCGGACUUCUACGAGAUCGUGCUCAUGGUUGAUGCUGAUACCAAAGUCUUCCCGGACUCGUUGACACACAUGAUCAGUGCCAUGGUCAAGGACCCGGAGAUCAUGGGUCUGUGCGGUGAAACGAAGAUUGCGAACAAGACUGCCUCCUGGGUGAGUAUGAUCCAGGUAUUCGAGUACUUCAUCUCGCAUCACCAAAGCAAGAGUUUCGAGUCUGUCUUCGGUGGUGUGACGUGCUUACCAGGAUGCUUCUGCAUGUAUCGCAUCAAGACGCCAAAGGGAGGACAGAACUACUGGGUGCCUAUCCUCGCCAAUCCGGAUAUCGUGGAGCACUACUCUGAGAACGUGGUUGAUACGUUGCACAAGAAGAACCUGUUGUUGCUGGGCGAGGAUCGAUAUCUGAGUACGCUGAUGCUUAAGACGUUCCCGAAGCGCAAGCAGGUGUUUGUGCCUCAAGCAGUAUGCAAGACGACGGUGCCGGAGAGCUUCAAGGUUUUGCUCUCGCAGCGCAGACGGUGGAUCAACUCGACAGUGCACAACCUGAUGGAGCUUGUGUUGGUGCGUGAUCUGUGCGGGACGUUCUGCUUCUCUAUGCAGUUCGUGGUAUUCAUUGAGUUGGUGGGAACGUUGGUGCUGCCGGCGGCCAUUGCGUUUACGAUCUACCUAAUCAUCAAAGCCAUCAUCGCCGGCGUAACGCACACAGUCCCACCAACCAUUCCACUCAUCCUCCUGGCCCUCAUCCUGGGUCUGCCUGGUGUCCUCAUCGUCAUCACCGCCCACCGCUUAUCCUACGUCCUCUGGAUGGCCAUCUACCUCCUGUCCCUGCCCAUCUGGAACUUCGUCCUCCCGACGUAUGCCUACUGGCACUUCGACGACUUCAGCUGGGGUGACACACGACAGACCGCCGGCGAGAAGAAGGGUGCCGGCAAAAGCGGCCACGAAGGGGAUGGGGAGUUCGACAGCAGCAAGAUUACCAUGAAGCGAUGGGGUGACUUUGAGCAAGACAGGAGGCUGAGGGGUUCGGCGACUGGGUAUGGGAGUGUUGGGACGCCGACUACGGUGCCGAGUCAGUAUGGGCACCAUGAGAGGAAGGCGAGUAAUUUGGGGUAUUCGGUUAUGGAGUACGAUGAUUAUCCAUGA